CAGGGUGUUUCAGUUCUAAAACGUCUGUGCCUGUGUAUAUAUCGGGCAUUUUUUGUAACACAAAUUUUUGGUGAUUCAAGGCAAAAUCGCCUGGCAAUUAGACUCAACAAAAAAUUCCGAAUUUUCCACUUCCUUACCUAUUAAUUAUGUCCUCCAAGGGAACACCCCCGUAUCCCGAUCUGGGAAAGCUGGCACGAGAUCUCCUCAGACGCGGCUAUCACCCGGGCAUCUGGCAGAUCGAUUGCAAGACUCUGACCAGUUCUGGCAUUGAGUUUUUCACCACAGGAUUUGCCAGCCAGGACAACAGCAAGGUGAAAGGAUCCUUGCAGAGCAAGUACAAGAUCGAAGAUCAUGGCCUAACCCUCACCGAACGAUGGAACACGGAGAACUGGCUCUUUGGAGAGAUAAUGCAGAAGGAUAAGUUGGCCGAGGGCCUGAUGCUGGCACUGGAGGCCAAGUUUCAGCCGGGAUCUAAUGAGGGGGAUGGAAAGUUCAAAUUGGGUUAUGCCAAGGACAACUUUCACUUCUUGGCCGACAUUGGAUUGAACUCGGAACCGGCUUUGAACUGCUCCCUGGUUCUUAGCCAUAAUGAGUUUCUGGGCGGUCUUGGUGGCGAGCUUGACGUCAGUAAUGUCGAUUUAAAAAUGUGGAAGGUGGCUUUGGGGUGGACUAACGAAACCGCCACCUUGCACGGAGAACUAAAAAAUGGAGACACCUGGUUGGCAUCUCUAUUUUACAAAGCCAGCGAAAAGAUCGAUGUUGGUGCGGAGAUCACCAAGACUGGAGGCCAGCAAGGAGAAGGUGGCGAGCAGCAGGAGGGCGGCGACCUGGUCGUCAGCCUGGGCAUGCUUUAUCAUCUGGAGGAGAACGCCCUGAUCCGGGCCAAGAUCAAUAACGUUGUGGAGCUGGGUCUGGGCUAUGAGCAAAAGCUCCGAGACGGUAUUACAGCCUCCAUAUCAGCCGUUCUAGACUGUGGCAACAUCUCGGAUGGAAAUCACAAGUUUGGCGUGGGCGUGGCCCUCCAAUGCUAAGAAGGAGGUCUCAUUUAAAGGAGUUAACUUAAUCAUUUGAAUUUCUAAAUUAAUUUAAUUAUGUUAUGAAGAAAAAUACAUUCACAUUCAUGGUUAUGAAAAUGGAUCUUUUUUGAGAUGAUUAAAGUUUUAAAAAAAGUUUAAAAAAUGAA
Messenger RNA from Drosophila bipectinata, 1183 nucleotides. RefSeq names its product Porin2 (gene Porin2). Gene Ontology annotation, cellular component: mitochondrial outer membrane. Lineage: Eukaryota; Metazoa; Arthropoda; Insecta; Diptera; Drosophilidae. Gene Ontology annotation, molecular function: voltage-gated monoatomic anion channel activity. Gene Ontology annotation, biological process: monoatomic anion transmembrane transport. The record is from RefSeq and is a predicted model, not a curated record.